This is a messenger RNA of Guillardia theta CCMP2712, 8082 nucleotides long. RefSeq lists its product as hypothetical. The record is from RefSeq and is a predicted model, not a curated record. NCBI's taxonomy places the organism in Eukaryota, Cryptophyceae, Pyrenomonadales, Geminigeraceae. Gene Ontology annotation, molecular function: calcium ion binding. Bases 1 to 8082 code for a protein of 2693 amino acids. The transcript is spliced from 12 exons.
AUGCACUCAAGGGAGGAGGAAGCAAAAGAUGAGACGAAUGCAAACUUGCAGGAGAUUGAGAACCAAGCCAAGUACAUUCAUCGAAAGAAUACAUAUCAUUAUCGAACUGUGGAAACUUUGAAGGAGAUUGAAUCGAAGCUAGAGGUCGAAUUGCAGCGAGUUCAAGCUGAAAACCUCGGGCGACAUGGCGUAUUGCGAGCGACAAGGAGCGUGCAAAAUAGCCUUCUUGUCCGGCAGACACCCGUGAGCUGCCUUGAAGGUGGCGAAUUGAAGAAGGGCAAUGGACAAAACCUGUUGGAAUCGAAACUUCGUGUCCCUUUGGACCAAGUUCAAGCUUUUUAUUCGGGAGAGGUUUUGAAAAUGUCGAAAUCUAAGUUGUACAACCACGUUGUAGCAAACAAGAAGAUCUGGGCCAGCGUAGAAGUGGGAGAGACUUCAAAUAUGGAGGGAGAUGAAAUUUUUCUGCCUCACGGGAGCGGGUUGCUGGAGUUUGACAUCAAGCAUGCCGAGUCGAAAUCUUUCUUCUCUGGAAGGUUUUGGAAAGGAGCACGCCGCGGGCUCGGGGUGCAGCUCUGUGCAGAUGGUGUUGAGCUUGCUGGGAGUUGGAAAGACGAAACGCUGGAAGGAGGAUGCGUGAUCUCGUAUCAAAAGAGUACAUUUGCUGGGCAGCUAAGGAGCAACGUGUGUCAUGGGAUCCUUUCACUGGACGGGGGUCAAGACUUCGAGGACUUCUGCAGAUGUACAAAGUUGGAAGAAAAUUUUGAGACGGCUACAAUCAUCCAUGGUAACUUCCAGAUGGUCUGGGAGAGUGGGAGAGGGCUGUCUUUCAAGGAGGAUGAGACGGCUGAGGAUGGGCGAUCAGAGUUGUCUGCGGGCAGUCAGCCGUUAGAGCUACCGUUUCAGCAUGAGGAGGAAGCAGAAGAGACUGUCUCUGGUCAUCACUUUGGGAGCGGAGAGAUGAAAUCAGACGAGGCGACUCCUGGCAAUGAGGAAGGCAGGGAACUGGAAGCGAGUCAGGACGCUAGACCACCAGGGGAAGAUGUCGGUGAAGGCGAAGGAAGCACUUCAUCUUCAACAUGCACUGACGACAUCGAGACGAUUCUUGAGGUGUCAACAAUCACCAGCCCCAUCAUGUCAUCUCCUGUCGUCGAGCGCCGAGACGUCAUGUCGGAAUCCUAUGCAGCCUCCUUCAUUCGACAAGUGCGCAAUCUCGGAGAACAAGUCUGCGACGAAUGUAUGGUGGACGCUAGCGGGACAGUCCAGUCGAUUCUCCACCUGCUGAGAAGCGAAGAGGACUUGAACUUUGACAACUUACUUCUUUUUCUUUCGGACAAGAUUGACAGGAGUGAGAUCUCCCUUGUUGAGCUCAGCGACGAGGUGCAUGAAGCCUUUGAGCAGCUCAAGACGAUCCUGACGGCUCCUCAUCAUCGAGACCUGUGGGAGGAAUUUGCGGGUGGAGGAGAAGGAACGAUAGAAAGCGAACAGGUUGCGCAUAGAUCCUCCAGUUUUGAUGAGCUCGACGAGCUUCCUUCGGGUAGACCAGCCAGUGAGGCAGGAGAGACUAGAGGAACUUCAGCAUCGUCCUAUGCUGCUUUCUCGGAUGUGAACUACAAGCAGGAUGUAGGGAAGGCGCUGCUGUUCACUUUGAGAGAUGGGAGGAGACACAACAGGAAGUUUGAGAGCUCCGACCAGACGGUUGUCAAAUGGCAGAGGUACAAAGAGAUUGCGAGGAAAGCUUUCGAUGUUGCAAGCGACGCCAACUUUGAAAGCGAGAGAGGGAGGGUCAGGGCAAGGGCAAGCUUCAAACUGAAUGAAGCUCUCAAGAAGAAGACAUUGUUCGUCCACGAUGCUUGCAGAGAGAGGUUGAAUGCUUUCACAAUCUGCGUUGAGACUAUCAAAGGUCUGCCCUUCUUGAAGAACUUUGGAACAGUUUUCUGGUUGCGAGUGGAUGUCUACUUUGAAGAGGAGAACAGGAGGAGGCUGGUGCAUCAAUGCGACGAGAUACUUGUCAAAUCUUCGAGUGAGAUCUUACUCAACUCCAGCUUCUCACUGCCCUCGUCAUGUUUCGGCGACAGUGACCUUCUCGCGGUGCUGCUCGUGCGGACUUCGGAACCUUCGGGAUGGAAAGUCGUUGGAGAGAGCAGGCUGAGUAUUCCCGCAGACAACUGCAUGCAGGAAGAAGUCGUCAGCAGGAUUAUGUUGAGCUACGAGGAGUUACAAGACAACAACAGAACGACAGGGAGUGAAAGGGAAAGUUUACCAUCGACACCAAGUGCGAUGUCGCAGAUGCUGACUUCCUCUCUUGAGAAAUGGCUCAAAUUAGUCUAUCUGUCGAUCGAAGACUACAUGGUUGAGAUCGGAACCGUUGCCGUGGUGUUCCUGUUGUGGAGGAGUCAGGUGAAACAGGCCCGAGACGCGUUCUUGGCCUCCCAAGGAAUCUUCUGUGGGGUCAAGCGCGAGGAGAGCGUCAGAGACAAGACUCGAUUCAUGGGUAGUUACUUGACCUGUAGCCUGCGAAGAGGGAGACGAGAGGCGACGGGGUUGUCAAAGUCACGGCAAGUUCAGUUUGCAAAGGAGGGAGCUCAGCUGGAGUCGUACGUUGAGAGCUCCUUCACAGUGAUGUUCGAUGUGUUGGAGAUGUUGAAGCAUCUGCAGACGUUUUUCCUCCGCCUAUCCUCUCGCGCCGACAAGAACUCAUCCAUCCCGCUGCGCACGGAGGAGAAGCACGUCAAACACGCCAUGAUGUUCAGUUACAAACUCUGCAUUGACAACCUCGAGGUCAUCGGAUCGAACCCACUCUAUGAGCGAACUCUGCUGUGUGCGUGUCUGGCCAAUAGGAAGAUUGUCGAACAAGUCACACUGACAAGUGUUCCUGGCCAUUCGAGAAACUUUUCUGUGAAGAUCGAGAUUUUCUCCUUGUUCGAAGGAAUACAUAUCAGACGUCAGUUGUCGUCACCAGAAAUCCGAUUGCAAGCUGUGCAGGGCAAAGAGAAAGAGAGAAUUUAUCUUCCCGUGUUCGACGAUGAUAGUCUGAUUGACGUCACAAUCAUCAUCGAGGGAAUUUCCUUCCCUUCUUUUGCUGUCCCCUCAAACAUGUCGAAAGUUGUCUCAUGCAAACUCUCACGGUCGGACAACCUUUUGUUUUCUGCAAGGGAAUUUUCUGCAUGCUCAGACGAACUCUGGAAUGAGACAUUUACAGAGACAGUGAGCUGGAAGACGUGCAGAGAAAAGCUCGAUCUUUCUUUGUCGAUGAAAGAUGAGAAGUCAGGCGAGGACUCAUCACCACAAGUGAUUGGAGGGGCUUCUUUCACCCUGCAUGAUAUUCCCAUCGGAGAACAUUUCAGCCGAAUGUUGAAGGUGCAGGCGACGACAGGGGAGAAUCUUUCUCAGAUCUCCACUUGCCUCCUCCACCUCUCCAUCUUGCUCUCUCCGAAGCCUCUGGACUGCAUGGGAUUCCUUGAGAUUUCGCCUCACCAUAUCAGCCCCAAGGCGCCCUCGAGAAGCAAGAAGGCUGGUGGGUUUGGAGACACUCGACAUUCUCGCCAACAGACGCCGACGGCUCGAAAUUUCUCUGUGAUGGUACACGAGGUUGUGAAGGCAAACCAGCAGGUGCUUACAGACAGACAACCUUGCGCCGUCAGUGUCAUCGACCUUGCAGGGAGAUUGCUAUCUCAAACGAGAAUGUCAGAAGAUAAGUGGGAUGAAAAUCUCUCUCUGCCGCAUCAACUUCCGUCGACUCUGUUUCUUGUCCUUCAUCAUUCCACUCAGGUUGGUGAAGAUGCUAGUUUGCUGCUCACAAUCUACAUCAACCAGCUUUCAUUGCCUGCAUCUAUUUCCCAGAAACAAACAUUCUUCUUCCUGACCGCAGAGCUCGACGGAGCUGAGUUGGGAAGGAGCAGAAGUCGACUGAUGACUUCACAAAUGAUCGAUGAAACUUUCAAGGUGAUGAUUCAAAGAAAGGAUCUUGACUUGAACAAACUCACUGUCUCCGCCACUCUGGUCGUCGAGGGGCUGAAGUUCUCUGGUUCGUCAGACCUGCCGGUGUCAAUCGGGAUGUUUGCCGACCAACAAAUCCGUUUCACUUGUCAAAGUCAGCCGCACGAUGGAGAAGCUCCAACGGACGUCAUGGGCGUGUCAACCGUCGAGACCAUCUUGCAAGUGAGCGUCUCUCUCUUCAAGGACGUGAAGACUUCGAAAGAUUUCUGGAGGACUGCCGUCGGAACUUCGUCGUUACAUCUCGGCCGCUACCAGCAGAUCGUCCAGUCCCCACAGAAAGACAACACUGAAAUAGCUACCCUCCUCCUCCCCCUCUCAACUCAUCACCUCCCUCCUCGCUCCCCCCUCGUCCUCUCAAUAUUCCUUCACAGGGCGAUCGGGCUGCGGGCAGCCGAUCGCAACGGGCUGUCGGACCCCUACGUUACGAUCUCCCUUGUCGACGCGCGAGACCCGAAGCUCGUUCUCGUCGGGCCGGAGAGAACGAGGACGGUGAUGAAGAGUCUGUGCCCAAUCUGGGAGCAGCUGAUUGAGCUCCCUCUCAAAUCCUUGGAUGCCGACCUCGUCAUAGAGGUCUACGACCAUGACGUUGGCCCAUUGAAUGACGACUUGAUCGGCAAGCUUGUCAUUCCUGCGUUCGCACUCGACGACUUGGUUCAUGACAGGUUCGGCGGAGCGAUUGCUCGACAUGGUGUGUUCACAACAAGACGAGUCCUCCAGCAGACAAUUGACGUCCAACGAGAUGUAACUGUUAAGAGCAAGAAAGUCUUCUCAGAGGCAUACGAUCCCAGGAUAAGGAGGUAUAGGAUCACUUCGUCAGAGGUGAAGACGGAAAGAAAUUUGCAGUCACCAUCGGUCAAAGUGGCGCCUCCAGAUCAGCGACCGUCGAGCUCGGGCAAGUGUGUAACUGAGCGAGAGAGGAUCUCGAUCGACGACUUGACGUCCCUUGACCACGACGAUCUCUGCUUCUAUCCCAUCGAGACGUUCCAGACUCGAGAGCCGCGAGAGGCGUUCAUGACCUCCGGCAACUUCACCCUCCAGGUCUGCAAAGCAGAGCACCUGCCAAAGAUGGACACGUUUGGGAGCUGCGAUCCAUACUGUGUCAUUCAGUAUGGAGGGCAAACCAAGAAAACAAGUGUCAAACACGGCCAGUACGACCCAGUGUGGAUGGAGAACUUCAGGUUGUGGUAUCAGGAGAAGGUGGAACUAGUUGUCAAGGUGUAUGAUCAUGAUCUCGUGGGCUCACAUGACGAGAUUGGAGAAGCUGUGAUAUCAGCGAGUCUGUUGUCUCAGAUCCUGACCAAGACAGAAAGCAGACAGCUGGAGAUGAAAGUGAUGAAGAAGAAGAAGAUUGUGGUGGGGCACGAUUCUGAUCACUCAAUGAUCACGCUCAUGUUUGCAAACAAGCGCUUCCCAGCCUUGGACGAGAUCUUCAGCAGCAGCAGAGACUUUGACCUCCACCAUUUGCACAACGACACUCUAGUCCCUGCCGGAAGAAUCCAGAUGACCGUCAAUAUCAGAGCCGAAGAUUCGGACCUGUCGUUCGAUCGAACAACCUCUGCAAUCCCAUCGCUCCGGUUGAGUUUGCGCAACCUGAGCUCUGCUGACGUGGAGGAGCCUUUGGCGAGGACGGCGGUAGAUGACAACUCGAGUGACAACUCGGGAGUCUACGAACUGCAACUUGUCCAGCUGAAGAGUCUUGUCAACUUUACUCACAAUUAUUCGCUUGUCAAACUUGUGCUGUCCACUGAGAGCGAAAGACCAGCAGGUUCCCAGCAUCAGCUAUCACAAACUUUCACUGUAUCCGUGACGGGUCAAAUUCUUGCCGACUCCCAGCCAUUUGCUUUCAUCGCUUCCGUCAGGACAGCGGAGGGUCAGAGCAGUCAAACUCUCAACACCCGCAUGCUCGGAGAUCGCUCCUUCGUCUCCACCGCAUCGUUCGCCGCAGCUGCCGACGACUCUGCGAUCACCCUGCACGUGUACGAUCACAAGACACAAGUUCAAAUCGCUGACUUCUCCCUCGACCUUGAGUCAGGAACGGCCCCUCAGAUGCUGGACCGACUUGUCUCCUUUGACUCGUUCCCUCCCACCUCGGAUCAGUCGAGACACACGCUAAGAGUGGAGGUGACGGCAGGGAGUGACUCUUCCUCUAAAGAGAUCACGAUCGCAUCCGAUCGCCUCGGGCUGAUCCUUGAGGAGACGCAGAAGCUUCGAGCAGGCCUCUCCUCUAGGUUCCUUCAUCUCAGGCUCAUCGCAGUGCAACGGACGGAGAGGAGAAGCUUUCUCAACAUGCUGCAGGAGAGCUCUCAAGAGAUCACACUUGCAAGUGCGAGGUUGGACCUCAGCAGGGUCCCCCUGAGGCAGACAGUGCAUGGAUGGCUGCAGCUUCACAGGAACGGAGUCUUUCAAGAGUCGGACGUGUCGGUACGGCUGCUGUCCUGCCGGGGGCUGAAGCAGCAACGGUCGAGUCCCCCGCAGACCCGAUGUAUCGUCCGUCUUAUCCUCUCCUCUCCCUCCCUCACCUCCUCCCAAGAGUUCCAGACGUGUGAAGUGAAGGGGAACAACCCUCAGUUCGAUCAGAGCUUCGUCUUCCACAACGUCCGUCACGUCUCCAGACAAGAGCUGCUCGACGACACGGCUCACUGUCAUGGUCUGGACGCCUUCUUGCACGUCAUGGUGUUCCACUCGGGCAAGCGGAGGAUGAUCAGCACAGGAAGGAGGGGAGGAAGGUUCAUGGGCCAGACUUUCAUCCCGUUGGGGAAGAUGGAGAGUUUCAGAGACGAGGAGUCGCAAGGAGGAGGGUCAAACGUCAAACAAGUCGUCGGGGUGCGAGAGCGAUGGUACCCGCUCUUCGGAAGGGGCAAGACGUCUGAUCGCAUGGAGACGUCAACGAGCAAGAGGGUAGAGAGUGAGCCUCAUGGAGCUGUUCGCCUUGUAAGCGCUCGGGCUGUGAGUCUUCCCGAGCGAUCAUGGCUGGACCCUUCCCUCCUUGUCAACCUUGUUUGUCAAUCGCGGUCUCUCGCUGAGCGACACGUGGCCAACUCUGCGCUGGUUGAGGAGUGCAGCAUGCUCAAUAUGAGUCUGCUCAACCUCAACGUCGUUGCCUGCUCGGAGCUCAAGGUGGAGGCGAAGCAGGUUCAGACGAGCUUGUUGUGUGUGUGUCACGUGGGGAUGAAGGAGAUCGCAACAAAGAAGAUCAAGACUGACAGGGAUGUGAUUUGGAACGACAAAUUCUCUCUCCCCAUCGAGAGAGGAGCAAGUCAUGUGGUCAGGGUCGACCUGGUCCAAGAGACCAACAGAGGGCAGCAGGAGAUCAUCGGCUCGACCAUUGUCAACCUGAGAUCCUUCGAUCCUUUCAAGUGGCAUGACCAAUGGUUCGCGCUGGAGGGAGAGCGAGAGUCUGUCUGCUCCGUCCUAAGGGUACAAGUCCGGCAGGCCUGCCACCUCCCUGCCAUGGAUCGCAACGGCAAGUCAGAUCCCUACUGUAUCCUUCAAGUGGUGGACGGGGACUCACCGCUGCAGAAGGGCUCAAUGCUAGCGAGUCUUUUCAGCGACAGCGACAGUCAGAAGACCAAGAUCGUCUCGAGUUGCCUUGAUCCAGUAUGGAACGAGUCCUUCCUGUUCAGAGUCUCGAGCCCGUCCGCGAAGUUGCAGCUAUUGUGCUACGAUCAUGACACGGUCGGCAGACACGAUCUGAUCGGUGAGAGCGUAAUCGACAUUGCAAGCCUGCAGCCUUUCGAAGAUGUGUCGAGAUGGGUACAACUGUACACGCCUGAUGGCGAGAAGCUUCACGGAGAGAGCGAGGAGGAGAGCAAGGUGUACCUGCAGUUCUAUCUUUCCAAGGCAAACAAAGAUUACUUCUCCAUGGGCUAUCUCAGACUUGCCUUUGAGUUGACACCCGCGUCAAGCGCUGAGGACGUGGAGGACGAGGGGAAGGAGGAGCAGGUUCAGAGCUUGCAUGCGAUGGAAGAAAAGAUCGAGACGAGACUGUCAGAGUUCGGUUCGGACGAUCGACAAGUAAAGGAGAACCUUCACUCCUCUCAAGCGUAUCUGUCCUGGGCGAGACGAGCUCUUAGCAACUACUUUUGA